UAGUUUUGGAAGUAACCGGGAAGAAUGUAUGAAGUGCUGGUGGAUUUUGAUAGUGUUUUAGGAAUGAGGUGGGAUUGUGGAUCACAUUGCAGCAUCUCAAAUAUUGAUAUUGAAUCUUCAGUGUUGUCACAUUGGGAAAAAUAGACUAUUUGGGUUCGGAAGAAUCUGUCCCUUUUUUUGUACAAUAGUUUGAUUGUUUUGGUGGGGUCCAUCCAUGGCAGGUGCCUGUUGGAGGACGGUGGUCAGAUCUUCCCAGAGAGAAUAGUGUUGUACGGGAUGCUGGUGGAGUCUGACACCCUGCUGCUGGAGAGUGCUGUCCAGGGCCAGGAGCCGACACUGGGCUUCAACAUCGCCCCGUUCAUCAACCAGUUCACUGUUCCAGUCCAUGUGUUUCUGGACUUGUCCACUCUGCAGUGUAGACAUCUCAGUGACUCUGUAGAACUCUUUAUCCUGGACCUCAUGAACACCAACGCCAACUAUACCAACAGAGACGUCAAGGUCCAGGCUAGUGCCUCAGGCAGGGUGACUGCUGUGCCCUUCUGGUACCAGAUCCACCUGAAUGAGGAGAUCAGCUUGAGCACCUUCAACCAGGACUCCCAUUGGAAGCAGGCUGCUGUGGUGCUGCACCAGCCCCUGGCAGUGAGGGAGGGAGACUGGGUACGACUGGCCGUCACCCUGCAGAAGAGCUCCAUCUCCAUAUCAGCCAGUAUAGAGGAAGAGGCUGGAGAGACCGGGACUGUGGAUUCUGUUAGAGUCCGAUAAGUAGAUGUCUGGCGGUAUGAACAGUACAAGAAUCAUCUUCAUAAGUGUUUUUAAAGGAGGGAGUUGCAGUGCUUUUGAUUCUACAAGAGCAUCAAGUCCACUCCACUACUGGGAGAGAGGUCAAGGUAUCACUCUGGGUUCUAUAUUAUGAGUGAACUGCAUAUGUCGUGGAGGGGAAGGGAUUGGACUGGAUUCUCCGGAAGCGCCAGCUCUAAAAUGACCCCACAAUAGCUACCAUCUCAAUAUUCCUUCUCUCAGGACUUUCACAAAGACAUUUACAUGUUUUAUGUGCUCAUCUUGAGACGUUUUGGUCUUCAGCGUGUUCAUAAUCUUGUUUUGGAAUGACGUCUCUUGAUUAUGGUUGCAGUCUUCAUUAAAAUGUUUUGCAUCAGCA
Molecule: messenger RNA, 1156 nt
Organism: Oncorhynchus nerka (sockeye salmon)
Lineage: Eukaryota; Metazoa; Chordata; Actinopteri; Salmoniformes; Salmonidae
Product: protein arginine N-methyltransferase 9-like
Exons: 3
Coding region: 277-762 (161 amino acids)
Source: RefSeq, a predicted model, not a curated record